This is a messenger RNA of Gongylonema pulchrum, 858 nucleotides long. Lineage: Eukaryota; Metazoa; Nematoda; Chromadorea; Rhabditida; Gongylonematidae. The record is from the annotation of a GenBank genome assembly.
CAGGAUGAUAGCGUUAAGGUAGGCGGAGACGGUAAAAAGAUAGAAAGUGAACCACCCGACAUUGUGGUUACAAUAAGUUCGGACGAUGAAGAGCAAAGAGAAUCUGAUUCACAGGAUAUAACUGCAGCACGAGCUGAUCCAGAAACAGGCACUUCCGAUUCACUUGGACUCGAACAGCCACGAUCCUGUUCCGAUGCAGUUGUGGAAUUGCCAGCCAUAGUGAAUGCAGCGAAUCAUGAGAGAAACACUGUGCAGCGCGAUUCGAUUAGCGGAGAAAAAACGAAGCUGUACUGUGGAGGAGAACGUAACUUCCUUCAUGUGUGGAGCACUGCUUCGACAAUAAGUAUUGACGUAUGCCAGAGAAUCAAAGCUGUCAGUGGCAUCUCUGCUGAUCAUUCGUUGGAAGGAAGGGAUAUUGGGACAAAACGGGCUCGUAAACCGCUGGCACCGCUGGUCAGAAAAGGUGGAAGAAUGGCCGCCCGCGUAAUUGAAGAUCAGCUCCGGGCACCUGUGUAUAAUGCUGAAGCAACAUUUGAAAAAAUUUUUUGCCAAAAAUGCGGCGAGAAAGUGGAUGAUAAUUACUUAUCCAGGAGAUGUCAUGUACUUGCGCAACAUGUUCGUGCAGACGAUCCCGAAAUAAACAUAUUGCUUUCAUCCACUGUUCAAGCGUGCUUCCCAUCAUUUACGGAUUCAAGCGAUUAUCAGUGCACCGGUUGUGGAAAAGAAUUUGCUAGCGCAAGUGGACGAAAGAAUCACGUCUUGAAAGAGCAUUUUGACUGGUCAGUUGUAUGUCCAUUGCGAGGUUGCUCAGAUAUUUAUUCAACAACUAGCGAAAUGAAACAACAUUUCCAGGUGUGA